AUGGGAAACACCCAAGGGAAACCGGUGUCUUGCAACGAUGCAGUCAACCUCAAUCAUUUCCGGCUCCUGCGUGUCGUUGGAAAGGGCGCAUUUGGAAAAGUACGGAUCGUCGAAAGGAAGGACACAGGCCUCACAUUCGCCCUAAAAUAUAUCCGCAAAGAGGAAGUGGUCCGUUCGGAAAGCGUACGGAAUAUAAUUCGCGAACGGAGAAUGCUCGAGCACUUGAACCAUCCGUUCCUUUGCAAUUUGCGAUACAGUUUCCAGGACAUGGAGUACAUCUAUAUUGUGGUUGAUUUAAUGAACGGCGGCGAUCUUCGGUUCCAUAUCUCCCGAAAAUGCUUCACAGAGGAUGCGGUGCGCUUUUGGAUGGCGGAACUGGGGUGUGCUCUGAAGUAUAUCCAUUCGCAGGGUAUCAUUCAUCGCGAUUUGAAACCAGACAAUGUCCUGUUGGAUUCCGAUGGACAUGUUCACUUGGCUGAUUUUAACGUGGCAUCCGAUUACCGACCGGGGAAGCCUCUUACAAGCAAGUCAGGAACACUAGCCUACCUAGCCCCGGAAGUCUACGAAGGAACUGGUUAUACCUUUGAGGUCGAUUGGUGGUCAUUAGGUGUCACUUUUUACGAGUGCAUCUACAAUAAGCGACCAUUUGAAGGCCGAAGCCAAGAAACCUUGAGCGAAAACAUCAAAAAGGCACAGCCAAAAUACUACGUCACCAAUCCCGCAGUAUCAGUAGCUUGUUUGCGGGCGUUGGGGUCAUUAAUGCAAAAAGAUCGGAGUCAACGAAUCGGCGCUAUCGGGUUUGAGACCUACACCUCGCAUAUGUUCUUCGCCGAAAUCGACUUUGAUGCCCUGGAGCGCAAACAGAUCCCGCCGGUAUUCGUCCCAUCAAGCGACAAAACCAACUUCGAUGCGACUUAUGAUCUAGAGGAGCUCCUUCUUGAAGAAGCGCCCUUAGAGGCGAGAGCGCGCAGGCAAAAGCCGCGCGCUGAGCUAAGGGACGAUGCCACUGCGAAGGAAAUUCGGGAUGAGGAGCUUCAUCGUCUCAUUGAGACAAUGUUCGAACCGUUCGACUACACCUUGACUAGCUAUCAAGGCAUUGCCGCGGAAGCUAUUGCUGCCGUAAUAAAUCCCGAGGAGUGCCUUCCAAUGGCGAGAACAACCCAAGGGAACACUACAACCCAAGGGAACCCUACCGUACAUGUCCGACAAUUCUCACAGCCCGACCCUAAAAAUACAUCUCCUAUCCAAGCCGACGGCUCGCACUACCGUGCUCCACCGAGUGAAAACAUGACUACAGUCAGCGAGACACUCGACCCCAAUGACCCCGCGACUGGUCAGCCUCCUCCUUCCCCUUCAACCCGCGUGUCAACUUCACCGCCACCUGCCCCGUCCUUCCAACCGCCACCCGCUCCAUCCUUCCACCGACCCCUACCCCCCAACAGUCGACACCGUGGUGCCACUCGGCAAAUGAGCAAAAGUGGAGGCGUACAAAUGGUCCUAAACGAAGCUGGCAGCUGGAGUGAGCUGGCUCAUAACUCCACCCCCGCUGAUGGCAUGGAGAAUGGCGAUGACAAGGGCAAGCAAGCCAAUGGCAUGCUAUCAUUCUUUAGUCGGAAGAAGGGCCGCGACCGCAGUCCCAAACCGACCGAGCCAGGCGUUCUGGGCAAAGAGGGAGCUAGACAGAUCAUUAGCUGA
Molecule: messenger RNA, 1695 nt
Organism: Penicillium samsonianum
Lineage: Eukaryota; Fungi; Ascomycota; Eurotiomycetes; Eurotiales; Aspergillaceae
Exons: 7
Coding region: 1-1695 (564 amino acids)
Biological process (GO): intracellular signal transduction; peptidyl-serine phosphorylation
Molecular function (GO): ATP binding; protein serine/threonine kinase activity
Source: RefSeq, a predicted model, not a curated record